GAAAGUCCCUCGACGCACCCAUGCCUGUGUAAGCGCCUAAGGCAGAAUGGACGUUGGUUGAAUCAUUGACGGUUCUUUGGGUAGCUAUGCUGACGAUUAUAGCGACGCCAGCGUCACAUGCGUCACUGGCCGCUCAUUACUUGCCAUUGCGCACGGAAAAAAUUUCUCCUGAGGAAGUGCUACGCGCUCACCCCAUAUGCUAUAUAUAUGGUCGAUCAUGUAUAUACAUGUAUAUAUGGUCAUCAGUAAAGAACGAGGAACAAGAAAGAAAACGGAAGUAGGUCAGUGGCCAAUGCCGUCAAUGUUGCGGAACCACGACCGUCACUGCGGAAAUAGAGAGCAGCAGAAACGCCAGCGCUAUUGAGUAGAGUUAUUCGUCGUUAUUCGGCCGUUGCUAUCAUUUUUAUUGGUGUUGCUGGUCAUGCAGUUGCCGAUCGUUGCAUUGUUGGUAAAAAAGCAGAUGAUGCCGUUAAUGGCGCUGCUGUUGGAGUUCGAAUUCAGAUAGAAAAACUGCUGUGCAUAUAACGGAAGCGCGAAAUGGCGGGCGACAGCCACGGAUGGGCCAAUAGUGUUUGAUUUAUGCGCCACAGAUACUUCUUUUAACGACCUUAGAACCCAAAAGCAGUGAAUCGGAUUUUCGGCUAUGAAUAAGCCGACCGUAGUGGGAAUAGUAGACCCUAUGAUGAUGACGCAGUGGUAACGUGUAUACCUACUGAACUUGAAAACGCCAGAUGAAGGCGGUUUAAGUUCGAAACUGGGCGCACCCACAAUUUGUUUUGUGCUAGUAGAAACUGUCUAGGACAAUGGCUAGCGGCAGUAACGUAGGACGUAAGCAUACAUGAAAGUCCUGUUCAGGUCUUCCACUGUCGGUUGGUGUCUGCUCGGAUGUUUCAAGCGUGACUUUUGAAAAUUGCUGAUCAGUUGUCAUCGCUCUUUUCUGAAAACAAAUUCUAUGACUGAGAUUGGUUCAGGCACUUCGACUUGCCAAACAGAUUGCACAUUUAAUUACUGCAUUGGUUGAUUCGAAGCGAUGUGUAAUUGUUUAUUUGGAUUAUUUCUACAGUUUAUUACAAUGCUGACUAGAAACAAAAAUGCGUCAAGGCAGGACACAGAUGCUUACGCGCCUUGCGCGCCUGACUUUAAAAAGAAUUCGGGGGUACAGAGUGAAGAGUGGCAAUUAAUUAGAUGAACAUUUGAAACUAAAGCGCGUUCUCAAUAUAGUGCCAGUUAGCACAAUGAAAUCAAUUAAAUAAGAUAUUCAAGGUAUUUAGAAGAUUGUGAUUCACCCAGUUAAACAUUGACUUAUAUUAAAAAUGUAUGUUCGUAGGCAGUAUUCGUCUAACCCUAACGGGAAGUUUAUGGACAAGCUGGAAUUUCCGUUUUUAUUGCAAGAAAGUCACGAUUCUGUUAACGUACCCACACAUAGCACGUCUAUAAGCAAUUCUCAAGAAUCAUUUCAGUUCCGUAAUGUGUGUGAUUUUAUAUAAACACAUAUACUAGUUAUGGCUAAGUGGUUAAAGUGGAUCGUAGCGCCCGGUAGCCUGGAACAGCCUCGAGAAGUAAGUAGUUGUCCUGAGUCUAGGGACUACGCAUAGCACCUAAAUACUCGAAGGCAUUUAGGAACUGGCUUCCGAACCAGAUCGGAUACUCACUUAUAAAAAAAAAUUGCGGGACGGCUUGUUUAAGAGCAUAUAUGUAUAUACUGUAAUAUGUUUAGAUAUUUAUAUGAAUGUACGUACACUAUCCACUUUAAGUACAGACACUCAGUUUGGCAAAAAUUAUAGGUCAGCCUAGAAACACAUUAACAAACUAUAUACAUGUGCAGAGUCUCUAAUACCAGAAGCAAGCUUCUCUGCUCCUCUCAACCUACUAUGUGCGCUUGAUCAAGAUUCUUGCUCUAGGUUUUUGUCCCUAACCCCCCAAGUAGGUAAAAAUUUUACGGUUAAUCACUAGCUAACAACUAUGCAGAAUGCCCUAUUAAAUUCCAAUGCCCCUUGGUGUCGUGUGGGUGGAAGAUUUGACUAUCGUAGGCAAGGGAAAUGCCUGGAAUUAUUUUCGUUCUUUGAUAAAGGUUCGAAAGUAAAUGAGGAAUAACUUAUUUUCUCAUAUAUGUAUGCAUAUAUGUAAAUAUGCAACACGAUUUAUAAAUAAAGCAGCUCCUUAUUAUAUAGUAAUAUUUGGAACCACCGAUCAUUCCUGGACACUAUUUGCGACCUACGUAUCCUAAUUAUAAGAACCUUAAGAGAUUCGCCAACAAGUAAUCGAGAUUCGAAUUCGCCUCUUGGACACAAACUGUUCUGCUCUCAGAAAAUCUGUUUGCGGCGAGUCGUCUUCUCAAGGAGUUCGUUUAUAAACUAGAUUUUGUACGUAAUGCCCCUGUACGUAAACAGUAAAUUUAAACUAAUGAUGAUGAUCUAGCCGAUGAUGGAGCCAGAGUGUAAAAAGAAUCGAUUUAAGGAAAUCUACAGGGUAAAAGCAAACGUCAUAUCUAUGUUGAUUUCGCAAUCCGGGAUACUCAGCAUACUGCAGUAUCUAUUCAGUAGAACAACGAAUUUACAAAACAGCUAUCGCCGUCGAGCAGAAAACAUUAAAGGAAAGCUAUGAAAAAAUCGAGCUGAUUCGUUCGCAUGUUACUACAGUGGUAAUGAAUUAGCUUACGAGCCUUAAUCUGACCUGAGGGUGAGGUGGUCUACGAGAAAAUUGCGGGGUCAUCUAGAGCAAUGCUUAAUGGCAGUAUUGUUGGACGUAAAACCAGCUUUUUUCACUGUCUAUUCCUUCGACUUGCACGAUUUGCAUUUGCUCAGUGUAAAGAAACACUUCAAGCAAAUUCUAACAAAAAUUCAAUAUGGGUAAAUCAAAGCAGCAACGCAAAAAGGAAAAAAAGAUCGUGCUGAUGUUCGACGAAAACGAGCGUCGAGAAUUUCUGUCCGGAUUUUCGAAGCGAAAAAAAGAGCGUCAGCGCAAGGCCAAGGAGAAAACUCUUGGGCGUCUCGAGGGUCAACGGAAAAAGCUUCUCGAGGAAAAACGCACCAUAAUAGCGGAUAUCGUCCGUGAGGGCGGCAUUAAACUGCAGGAUCCUCAAAAUCUUGAGACCUUGGCAGGCCAGAGCGAAACAAUCGACUGUGGUGAACAUACUGUGACAAUUACUGAGCUUGAUGAUGCCUAUAGUGCAGUACAGGACCUUGGUGUCGACGCGGAAUGCGAUAAUAGCAAUGAAGACGACAUGGAUUUUGGGGAUAGUGCAGGAAUUACGAAUGAAACCCAGACAAUAGCAGGCGGAAGUGUCAGCGAUCAACGGAAGAUUCGCCUCAAACAAAUUUCUGAAGAACUGAAGGAUUUCAGCGUGCAGAUACAGCCGAUCAAGGCUGCACUUAAUAAGAGAGCAAAGAAACGCAACAAACGUAAACAGAAGGCUCAGGAGUUGAAAGAACAGGAAGCACGUCAGAGUAAAAGUAGACGAAGAAAAGCUGGGGCCAGUCAGGUAAAAAACAGUAAAAGCUCCAUGGUAGGAAUUAAAAGAAAGAAAAUCAAUAAACACAUUAUCAAGGAUUAACGCCAACAGGAUGCGCUACAAUAAAUAUGUAUAUAGUAUGGGAUUGAAAAUGUUUAUCUAGGUAAGCUAUUUGAUAUAUUACGUUUUGAUAAUAUUAAUAAUUAUUAUCAUUGUUCAGAAACGGUGGUGAUUAUGUAUUCUGGGAAGUAUAGUCGCACUCGGAGGCGAAAAUAUUGUUUAGUAAGUUAUGAAGAAACAGGGUAUUGUGGCUAGAAGAUAUAGUCCUGUUUCAUAUUUUUACACGCUGUUAAUAGGCGUCUCAUGUUGAUAAAAUCAAUGUGUGCAAAAAUUCUACAUGUUCAAAGGCAUCGUAGAAACUCGAUAUUAAUAUUAUUAUUAUUGAAGUAAUUCGUGUCACUAUAGCAGGAGGAACGGUGAGCAAUAACUAGCAGUUCCGUACGUUUCUGAUUGUCUCCUUAAUAAAUUUAAUAGCUCAGAAAGCAUGAUUUUGUCGGUCACUUCAACAUUGCAGGAAUCCAGUGAUUUAAAUUUGUCACUUACUGAGAAAUUCAAUUUAAUCUAAUUGAACCUUUAGAAAAGUAACUUACGUCAU
Messenger RNA from Varroa destructor (honeybee mite), 4106 nucleotides. RefSeq names its product nucleolar protein viriato (gene vito). The record is from RefSeq and is a predicted model, not a curated record. Lineage: Eukaryota; Metazoa; Arthropoda; Arachnida; Mesostigmata; Varroidae.